GGGCGGAUUCGUCAAGUAGCAACUCCCCGGACGCACGCAGGCCUCAGAGCCCCCCAACUUCCGUGGCCCCUCGGCCCUGAAACCUGAAGCAGGGUAGGGGUCCAGCAUGAAGCCCCCGGACCGCCCCACCCCUGGCCGCACUGACCGGAUACUGGGGGUCAUGGGGGGCAUGCUGCGCGCAUGCGCCGUACCCGGGCAGGAGGGGCCCCCGACGAGAGAUCCCUUAGGGCCUGGGAGUACCAAGACAGAGAAUGGUUGUUCGGAGUUGGAUCAGCCAGGGGAGCGCGAACGUGAGGUCCUCGCCUGGGCUCCGCAGCUCGAGUCCUAUUCAGUUGCUGGUAGUGAGGGGAGCGUGUCAGCAUCCGCCGUCUCGGGUCUGGCUGCCCUGUCUGGCCCCAGCUCUGGCCUCAGCUCUCACCCUUGCUCUCCGGUCCCCCCUGGACCAGUAACUGGCCUAAGGAGAUGGUUGGAUCACUCCAAACAUUGUCUCAGUGUGGAAACCGAGGCAGACAAUGGUCAAACGGGACAAUAUGAGAACUGGAUGCUGGAGCCAACUCUAGCCACAGGGGAAGAGUUGCCAGAACUGACCUUGUUGAGUUCAUUGUUGGAGAGACCUGGAGACAAGGCACAGCCACCUGAGGAGGAAAUUUUGUCUCAAGCACCCGAGAAUGAGGAAGAACAGAGGAGAGCGGCCCUGGAAAGGAGUAUGUUUGUCCUGAGCGAGCUGGUAGAAACAGAAAAAAUGUAUGUGGAAGACUUGGGGCAGGUUGUAGAGGGCUACAUGGCUACCAUGGCUACUCAGGGGGUCCCUGAGAGCCUUCGAGGGCGUGACAGGAUUGUGUUUGGGAACAUUCAGCAAAUCUAUGAGUGGCACCGAGACUAUUUCCUGCAGGAGCUUCAGCAGUGUUUGAAAGAUCCUGAUUGGUUGGCUCAGCUGUUCAUCAAACACGAGCGCCGGCUGCAUAUGUAUGUGGUAUACUGUCAGAAUAAACCAAAGUCGGAACAUGUGGUCUCAGAGUUUGGGGACAGCUACUUUGAGGAGCUCAGGCAGCAGCUGGGGCACCGUCUGCAGCUCAAUGACCUUCUCAUUAAACCUGUGCAGAGAAUUAUGAAGUACCAGCUGCUGCUCAAGGAUUUUCUAAAGUAUUAUAGAAGAGCUGGGAUGGCUACUGAAGAGCUGGAGCAAGCUGUGGAGGUCAUGUGCUUCGUACCCAAGCGCUGCAAUGAUAUGAUGUCCCUGGGGAGACUUCGGGGAUUUGAGGGAAAACUGACCGCUCAGGGGAAGCUCUUGGGCCAGGACACAUUCUUGGUUACAGAGCCUGAGACUGGGGGUCUGCUUUCUUCCCGGGGUCGAGAGAGGCGCGUCUUCCUGUUUGAGCAAAUAGUCAUCUUCAGCGAGGCCCUGGGUGGAGGAGGCCGAGGCGGCAUGCAGCCUGGCUAUGUUUACAAGAGCAGUAUCAAGGUGAGCUGCCUGGGACUGGAGGGAAACCUCCAAGGCAACCCUUGCCGUUUUGCGCUGACCUCUAGGGGGCCGGAAGGCGGGAUACAGCGUUAUGUCCUGCAGGCUGCAGAUCCUGCAGUCAGCCAGGCAUGGAUCAAGCAAGUGGCCCAGAUCCUGGAAAGCCAGCGUGAUUUUCUCAACGCACUGCAGUCUCCCAUUGAGUACCAGAGACGUGAGAGCCAGACCAACAGCCUGGGGAGACCAGGAUGGCCUGGGGUAGGGAGCCCUGGGAGAAUGCAGCCUGGAGACCUGGCCCAGGUCAGCAUGCACACACCCAUCAAUGGCUCUCUCCCCUCCCUGCUGCUUUUGCCCAAAGGGGAGGUGCCCAGAGUGCCCUUGCUCCUUGACACACAGGCUCUCGGUGAUACCCUGCAGACUCCCUAUGACUCCCCAGCCCUCCCGACUGUGAGCACUCCUCCCUGCCAGGCCAGGCUUGCCAAGCUGGACGAAGAUGAGCUGUAAUGUGGGAAGGCCUUGGGAGCCGCUGUGCUGACUCAGCCACUG
Molecule: messenger RNA, 2005 nt
Organism: Acomys russatus (golden spiny mouse)
Lineage: Eukaryota; Metazoa; Chordata; Mammalia; Rodentia; Muridae
Gene: Arhgef25
Product: Rho guanine nucleotide exchange factor 25
Biological process (GO): axon guidance
Cellular component (GO): cytoplasm; plasma membrane
Molecular function (GO): guanyl-nucleotide exchange factor activity
Source: RefSeq, a predicted model, not a curated record